Messenger RNA from Guyanagaster necrorhizus, 1107 nucleotides. RefSeq lists its product as uncharacterized. Gene Ontology annotation, biological process: regulation of transcription by RNA polymerase II. Lineage: Eukaryota; Fungi; Basidiomycota; Agaricomycetes; Agaricales; Physalacriaceae. The record is from RefSeq and is a predicted model, not a curated record. Gene Ontology annotation, molecular function: DNA-binding transcription factor activity, RNA polymerase II-specific; RNA polymerase II cis-regulatory region sequence-specific DNA binding. The transcript is spliced from 2 exons. Bases 54 to 845 code for a protein of 263 amino acids.
CACGUCCUAUCACCCCACCUGCUGUUCCUCUCAUUCUACCACAUCUAUGCCCCAUGUCCUUGGUAUCCCCCACCCUCUCGCGGACAUCUUCGUCGACCAGUGUCGAGUCGGACGAUGCCGGAAGCAUUGCCCAUGCGAUGCGCUCACGGCGCACUCGGAAACGCUUUACCAGCGUGCAGCUGAUGAUGCUCGAAAAUCUUUUCCAUCAAACGUCCCACCCGUCGCGGGAGCAGCGCGACGGCGUAGCAAAAGCAGGUGCAAUGGAGCUUAAGUCCGUCACAAUUUGGUUCCAAAACAAGCGCCAGAUGGAGCGGAAGGGGUCGCUGAGUAGUAUACCAUCGACCCGUGACACUGUUGUUGACGCUGCUCCAAAGCCGAAGCCUAAGCCCCAAUCCAAACCCUACGCGUCGCAGCUCGCGGCGCGUCCAUCACUCGACCAUAUUGCUUCACGUUCUGAGCGUCACCAUGCGCCCGGCACUCCGUCUCGCAAACAAGAUCGCAACGCGUCCCUAUGGGACAGUAUGCCCUCUUCACCACCGGCUCCUCCUACCAGCCCGCCAGAGAAGGAGUACGUGGCUUUCGGCAAGCUUACGCGGAGACAUACAUUAGAGUGGGCAUGCGCGCGCCGCAGGAUGGCGGAGAAGGAGAGGAGCACGGCUGAUGAUGGGGACGAGACGGAUGAUGCGACCGACGAGGCCAUCACAUCCCCAAGGGCCUGGAGCACGAGCGAGCCAAGGUGUACCAGGGUACCGGGAGGAAAUAUCACCGUGCGUAGCCGUGCUGAGCCGGACGACGAUAUGCUGCGUGCGGCUCUGGCAUUGUGUCGGUUGGGUCGCCCGGCCUGAGGAGGAGGAUACCGCCGAAGGACAUCUGGUCAGAUAUUCCGUACAUUUCGAGGCUUCGGAUUGUCACUUUCGAACCUUGGAUUACAGCCAGAGAUAUAUCAUUAUUCACUUGUACAAACUGGUGACGACCUUUUCUACGCCCUGUCUUGAAUACUAUUAUGAAAAAUUAGCCAGUAGUAUCUGAUGCUUCGUAUUUUUUCCAGAUUCGAUGAUUCGUUCCGGAGCUAUAUCCCCAAAAUAAUGAUGCGAUUUUGGACUAUAC